AUGAACUGCUCCAAUAUCAACGGCUACAAUGCCUUCUUCGUACCGGCCUAUGACGUCGUUGCAACCACCCUCUCGCUCCUCAGGCACGCCGAGUCAGCCCCCAAUGCCUCGUCCCUCCUGGCCGCACGCACACACGAAACCAUGAUGCCGCUGAGCGCUCACUGCGGAAUCGUCGCCACCUGCGUAUACAAGCUCGUCUCACGCGUGUGCAAUCGUCUACUAGCCGCACAGGCGCUCCUCACCGCCACGGACAAGGACGUGGUCAACGCCCGCAUCGCCACGGGGACUCUGAUGCCGCCCUCUGACGAUGGGGAGACUGAGGUUUCAGUGCACGUGUAUGUUUCGUCGUUCAACUUGCCCUACCUCUUUUUUCACCUUGUUACCAUCUACAAUAUUCCUCGCGAGGAGGGUGUGGACCCUGGGCAAAAUGGACUUUAUGGCUGUUUUUAA
Cordyceps fumosorosea ARSEF 2679 is the source of this 450-nucleotide messenger RNA. RefSeq lists its product as hypothetical. The coding region runs from base 1 to 450 and encodes 149 amino acids. Lineage: Eukaryota; Fungi; Ascomycota; Sordariomycetes; Hypocreales; Cordycipitaceae. The transcript has 2 exons. The record is from RefSeq and is a predicted model, not a curated record.